UGUUUUUACCUAGCUAGUCGGGUAGACUUUAUCUAUCCACAGCACAACCUAUUACACCGUCCAGGAACCACUCUUAUUUCGUGUUGGAAAAAUCAUGAGAGUCUACGUGGAGGCGGAUUACGUGUCAUUUUUUGUAAUCAUUUUUAAACUGAAAUCAUGUUGGAAACAUCUGCAUUGAAGAGUGAUAUUUGAAGUAUAAUUAAAUGCCCGAAUUAUGGCCUGGUUUGGAGAAAUAAAGAAUUUGACAGGGAAUUUGACGGGGCAAUUAUCGAACGUUGCGAACACAGCUGCGAGCUUCACCCGUGAUGUACUGGCGGAGGGUACAGAGGAAGUCAGUGAUCAAGGUACUGAACUGAAGAUUGCACAGGACAAAAUAAGGGAACUAGAGGGACUUGUUAUUGCACAACGAUCAGAGAAUGAACGUCUGAAGAUCUUAAACCAUGAAUUAUCUGACAAAGCGGAGGCAUCCGAGUUGCAGAUCAACACCAUCUCUCAGCAGUACCGGGGUGUGCUUCAAGAAAAACAUGACGAGUUAACAGCGCUGAAGCAGCAGCAACAUGCCUUAGAGGACAUGCAGCAGAGCAUGCUGGUAGCCAACACCACAGCCGGUCCCCCGUCAGCCUCCAUCACCCACAGCACCUCCACCUCAUCCCUAACUGGUUCCCUGGUGUCGGCCGACCAGCAUGACUUUGGAGACGUUAUCUCGUCCCAGCAUGAGAUCAACCGGCUGUCCAAUGAGGUAUCGCGGCUUCGCUCAGAGUGUGAGCACUGGCGGCAGAUGGCCAGCCUCACCACUCAGGGGGAGAAGGCAGGGCCAAUGUUUGAAAUUGGCCUUGAUAAAGAUAGUGCUAGCUCCCCGAGUGCUGAGGAAAUUCUCCAGCUGAAGACAAGAAUUAAGGAGCUGGAGCACGAUCUGAGCCACGAGAUUGACGAGUCCCAGCGGGAACUCUCGGCCCUCCAGGACGCCCACUCCCAGAAGCAGGCCACCAUCAGCCGCCGACACAAGCAAGAAAUUGAGGACUACACACGCCGCAUUGAGCAGCUGGAGCAAGUGCUGCAAUCCGGUGAAACCUCCCCGACGUCACCGCCCACUACGCCGGUUCACACACCUGCAACGCCACCUUCAAAAGAAGCAGGGGAUCUGCAGAAUAAGGUGAAGGAGCUCCAAGAGGCACUGAAGAAGUCCCAGCGUAAUUUCAACCACCUUGAUGAAUCCUGCAAGCGCUUGAGAGUGGAGCUGGAGCAAGUCAAGCAGGUGGAGAAAGAGAAGAGUAAAACGGCAGAGAUCCUCAAGAAACAGGUGGAGGCGCUGAAAGCCGAGAAGGAGAAAGGCAUGCAGGAGAACGAGACCCUACGAUGGGUCAAGAGAGACCUGGCUAGCAAGCUGGAUACAGAGAGACAGGAGAACGCUCGGCUGCUAGAGGAAUAUGACAAGGCCAAGGGGAAGACAGAGGACGGGAGGCAAGAAAUUGAGAAGAUUAGGAAAGAAGAAAUAGUCCCACUUCAAGAACAACUGUCAAAGAUGGAGAAGGAGUUGGAGGACAUGCGAGGUGAACGAGAUCAGGUCAGAUCCGCGUUGUUUGCCACUAAGCACAGACUCCUUGCCGAGUUGGAUGCUAGCCAUGCAAGUACGAGCACCACGCGGCAAGAACUCCACGAGGCGAGGAAGAAGUUCUCCUCGGGGGCGAUGCAGAGACGCACUCAACUGUUGAAGGAGAAGCAAGCACUUGUCAACCAGAUGAUUGAUGUUGGAGAGCAGGUAUCAGAAGGAAAGACCUCAGUCGCCCUCCUGAAGGCGGCCAGCAACCAAGUGGGCGACGAGGCAGAAGACCUCAUCACAGACCUGGGUGGAAGCCAGGACGCCGGAGAGGACCAGGACAUCACCCCAGAUCUGCUCCAAGCCCUGGAAGAGGAGAACCAGCAUCUCCGACAGAAAGUGGAGAACCUUGAAAUGGAAGUCCGUCAGCUGAACGUGUCCUGUGCCUCCCUGGCUGAGGAUAAGGAGAGCUGUGAGAGCCUGAUCGUCAGGCUAAACAAAGACCUGGAAGUGAUGCGGCACUCUAAGUCGGACUCCAGUAGCUCCAAGAAGACCCCAGAGUGCUCAGGCGACAGCGAGACUGAGAGCAACUCCAGGCUUCCCCUUACCGAGGCAGACUUGAACAGGCAGGAGGAAGUCAGACGCAUCGCAUUCAAGCGUCCUGACUCCCCAUCUGGUACCAGCACCGAUUCAGACAGGACUGCCGGCUCAAGCCGUGCUACCAUGCAGAGGUACACCACCAGUGAGAGCGAGGUACCAGACAGUCAGGCGAGUGCCUUGGAAAGCUCCGACAAUAUCAGCUUUGACGGAGAGUAUGAUGACUCCAUCAUGUUUUCUGGAAUGAAACAGAGGUUUCCUGAGGCAGCCCACGUCCUCCAGGAACAGAUUGAGCAUUUUGAGCUGAUCCGAGCCGACUGGGACAUGGAGAAGCAAGCCCUGGAAGAGGUGGUGGUUAGAAUGAGGGAACAGCUGAAGGAGAAGGACAUUGAGUUACAGAGCCUGACAGCCAAACAGGGAUUGAGGGAGAUUGAGACUCAGCAGAUGGAUCAGUUAGAGGAAGACAUUGAGACCUUACAAGACACUGUGGACAAGAUGGAGGAAGAGCAUAGCCAGAUGGAGCAGGAGAGGAAUUCACUCACACAAGAAAAGGAAGCCGUACAGAAAGAAUUAGACAGUCUCCGAAAAGAAAACAAGACCCAGCAAGAAGCUUCCGAGACCUUGCUCCUAGAAGUGCUGGCACUGAAGAACCAGUUACAUGAGGCAGAGGCCACAGUAGAGCACCUCAAUCAGCAGGCAGAGGAGUUGCAUCACCAGAAGGAGGCAUCGUCCCAAGAAGUGGAAUCCUUGAGGAGCGACUUGAACCGGUCACGGGAUGCAUCCGAGCGUUACGCCAGGCAAGCCCAGGAGCACCUGGAGGUUUUGAAUCUCCAGAAGGAGGAAUCCUUGAAGGAUGAUGGUGACCGAGAUCGGCUGGAAGCUGACCUGCUGCUCCUUAAUCAGCAGCAUCAGCAGGCUCUGGAGCAGAUCGUACAGUCCAGAGAUGAGAUCAGAAAGAAAGCCGAGAGCUUGGAAGCUGAGAAGAUGGAACUACUGAGUAGCCUAGGUGAGAGCCAAGCAGGUCUGACAGAGCUUGGUGCCUUGAGGACUAAAUAUGAUGAGGACGUAAAGGAACUGAGAGCAGAACUCGAUAAAAGGACAGCUGAGUUGUCAGAACUGUCCAAACAAAAAGCAGAGGAAGAGGACCAGAUCUUAAAUCUCAGGGAUGAGCUCGACGAUACAGAGGAAAUCAAGAAGAAAUUAGAAGACACCAACAUGGAGCUUGUUUUACAGGCAAAUGACUCAAAAGCACAAGUGGAAAGCCUUGGAAAGGAACUGCUACAGCUGAAAAAGCAAAGUGAAAGGAUGGUCAGUCUCGAUGUCAAAGAAAAGUUGGAUAACAGUGUUGCUGAACUCGAAAGUCAGUUACAACUGGCAGCAGCAUCAAGCGGGGAAAGCAAAUCAGCGGUAAAACCUCUAACAAUCCGUAUCGGUGAAUUAGAGGCUGCUGUUGAAAAUUUAACAGACAGCAGAAAGAAGCUGGAUAAGGCUCUUGAAGAUAGCAAGGAAACGUUGGAGAUGGAGGUUGCUUCAUCAGAACAAACAGCGCAGCUCCUUACAAAUUAUGAGGAUAAAAUCGACAGCUUGAAGAGGGAGAAUGACAGUCUCCUGCAACAACUCCAGCAAAACAAGCUGCAACAUGAAAAGACAUUGCAAGAGCUUUCACAUUCCAGAGAAUUAGACACCAGCACGCUACAAGCAGAACACGAGAAACUCAUCCAGUUAAAAAAUGCCAAGGAAACUGAGGUGAUGAAACUCAGGAGUGAGUAUGAGGAAUUGCAAGCUGACAUGUCUGGAACCAAAGACAUGCUGAACUCCACUCUGGAGGGUCACCAACAGCUGGCAGAUAUACUGAAAAACAAAGAUGAAGACAUCAAGAACCUUGCUGAGGAGAACUCCUACUUUUUCAAGGCAUUGGAGGAAAGCAAAAAUAAAGGGAAACAGUUUGAACAGAUGCAAGAGAAACUGCAGGAAACAGAGGUCCAAUUGGAAGAAGUUAAAGCCAAAAAUGUGACCCUUUCAAGGGAAGUUCAGAAGCUACAUUUGGACUUGAAGGAUCAACUGGAACGCAGUGAUGUUGAGACCAAGACCCUUGAGGUCAUCACAGAGCUGGAGGGUGAAGUGCGUGACCUCCGGGACAUGUUGGAGAGGAAAGAGGAAGAAGCUUUGGACCUCCAGAGAGUUGUCGAGGAAAAGCAGUCAGCCCUGCUGAAUCUUGAAGAAAAAUCUGAAAAUCAGAGGAGGGAGUUUGAGCAAUCACAGACAAAGAUUUCAGACUUAGAGUCAGAAAUUGCUUCUCUCAAACAGGAACAAGUUACAACUGCCAAAAAGCUUGAUAGUGUCAACAAUGACCUACAGGAGACACAAGAAAAGCAUGCUCAUGAACAGGCUGAGAGAGAAUCUGCAUCAAAUUCUCAGAGUGCGUGGAUAAUAGAAAGAGACAAUAAAAUCCUUCAGCUGAGUGAGAGGCUCUUUAGUAUUGAAGAUCAGAUUAAAGACCAGGAAGCACAUCAUGCAAAGGCACUUGAUGAAAAGAACACUGAGGUUUCUCUGUUAAAGGAUAAACUUGAGAAACUAAGACAAGAGCUUGACUUCAGGCAAAGGAAUGUCAGUGAACUGAAAGCUGAACACACCUUUGUGAUGAGCCAGAAGGAUGCUGAAGUCACUCAGCUGACUGCGAAGCUUGAGCAGCUAACAAGAGACUCCAACUUGCAGAAAGGUGCUCCACAAGAGGACAGAGAAAAUGGCAUCAUCCACGAGGAAGUGACAGUUAAAAAAGUGCCUGGUCUUCAUAAUGCUAACAUGGAACCACCGCCGUCCACGCGUCUCCGUCAGAUGUCUGAUACAAUUGUUGAGUCUUCUCUGAGUGACAACGAAAAACACCUGGAAAAUGUCUUGCAGGAGAAGGAGAAGGAAAUUAAUCUUUUGAAAGAAAGCAAUCGGUCAUUGACCAACCUCCUGGAGGAUAAGUCACGCACAGCAAUGGGCAACACAAUACUGGUAGACCUCCAUAAGCUGCAGAUGCAAGUGCGAACGUACGAUUCUGAGCGCAACCAAAUGAUGACUGUCCUGAACGAGAAAACAAGGGAAUGCAGCAACCUCAAGAACGAAGUCCAUCGGCUGGUCAAGGUUGUCUCAGCCCAGAAAACAGCCCUUGAGAAGGCGCAGGAGGAUAACAAGGAAAUCCAACGCCACCUUGAUGAACCGCAGAAUGACAUGCAAAAGCAAGCCCUCCAGAAUCUGUCCCGCCUCAUCCAGGACAAAGACCUGGAAAUUGAGGCUCUGAAACAGAAGAAUGACUCACUGCUACAGGUGCUGCACUCGGCGGAGCCAAACAGCAGCUCGGACAUCUCCAGGGUGCUUGGCGACAACGAGCAGCUGCAGAAAGAGAACACGAUGCUGAAGGAAGAACGGGACCAACUUGUCGUGAGCAUCCACCAGAAGCAUCAUGAGAGCCUGACUUACUAUGAGGAAGUGCAGAGGCUGGUUGGUGUAGUCAAUGAAGAGACUCACAAACAAGCAGCGAUCCAGCAGCAGUACAACACAGUCUAUGCAGACUUGGAUGACAAGGAGAGAUCCUUGAGCCAGCUUGUGCUAGACAUCGAACACAGAGACUCAUCCCUUGCCAACCUUCAAGAGCAGCUGGAAGAAAAGAACCAGUCUGUGUUAGAUCUAGAAAGCCAGUUGUCUGAAUUGAAUGAAAGCAUAGCUAAGCAAAAUGAAGAACCUCAUGAAUCAACAAAUAUAUCGCAGCUACAGCAGGAGAAUGACCAUCUAAGUGCCUUAUUAAGAACCAAAGAGGAAGAAAUUUCAGACCUCUGGUCCAAAAUUCAGGUGCAGGAGGAGAGGCUCCAGCUUCCUGAUAUUUCACCUGGCAAUGAAAGCCUCAUUAGGGCAGAAAUAGCCCCCGUCCAAUCCGCACCACCUCCCAACGAAGAACCUCUUGCCCGGAAAGAAGCUGAGAUUGUUCAACUCAGGGAACAGCUGGAUCAUCAAGCCAAGACCUUGUCCAAAAGAGACAGUGUAAUCAAGACAAAGCAGGAUGAACUGCAGCACAAACUGGAGGAGCUUGCUGCCCUCAGGCAGGAGGUGGACCUCCAAAACCAGGCUCUUCUGGAGCGGGACGCUGCCUUGCAGCUCAAGAACCACCAGCUUCAGACCCUCACCAAUGACUCCAAAUCCAAGGACAUAGAACUUCACAGUCUCCAGAGCCAGAACCAGACGUUGAGCGUGCAACUCCAGGGCUUCCAGUCGGAAAACGAGAACCUGAAGAGAGACAAUCAGGCCCUGCAGCACGCUGUGCACAACAAGGACGGGGAAGGAAGAGCCCUGCAGGACAUGAGCAAUCGCCUGGCUGCCCAGAUCCGAGAGAAGGACUUUGAGAUCGGAGCGCUGAAAGAGAAGAAUCAGACGCUGACUACGCUGGUGCAGCAGAGAGAAGAAGGGACAUCGGGGGAGCUGCAGAGGUUACUAGGAGAGACAGAGGCAAUGCAAAAGCAGGCUCAGAUGUUUCAGCAGGAGAGAGACCAGGCCUUACUGGCAUUACAGCGACAUCAAAAUGAUCAACAGGCUCUGCAAACUGAGGUGCAUAAUAUUCGGGAGAGGGAGCAGAGACUAGUCGGGGAGUUGGACCGGCUGCGGGGCCACCUGCUACAAGUGGAGGAAGGGUACACAAGGGAAGCCUUGCAGGGGGAAGAGAGAGAGAAAGACUUGAGGAAUAGGCUGGCCGUGGCAGAGGAGGCUGUACGCACCAGCUCAUCUGCUGUGCACAGUGCAAGCAAGGAAGCUAGCAGUCAGAUAGAGAGUCUACUAGACCAGCUUCACGCGGUCACAAGCCAGAAGGACCAGGCCUUGUUGCAGCUGGGUGAGGCACAGGAGCAGGUGCAGCAGUACAGCACCUCACUGGCCAACCUGCAGAUGGUCCUGGAGCAGUUCACCCAAGAGAAAGAAGCAGCUAUUGCGGCUGAUGUGGAGAGAUACAAAGUGAGGGCAGAAGAGAAGAAUAAGAUUGCAGAACAGCUCUUCAAACAAACGGUGGAGCUACAAGAGCGUUUAGCAGCAACCAUGGAGGCAUUGGAAGCUGCUUCUAGGCUAAACGAACAGCUGGACAGGAAAGAAGAAGUAGCAGUCCAUCUCAGGGAAGAACUGGCCAGGAAAGAGGAGCUCCUUCACGAGUACGAGACCCGGUUUGACGAGUUGGGGAAUGCCAGUGAGGGCAAAGUGGACAAGCCCUUGAUGAAGAACCUGCUCCUAGGUUACUUCCAUGCUCCGCAGAAGAAACGGCCCGAGGUACUCAAGCUUCUUGGCAAUGUCCUCAACUUCAGUUUUGAGGAGCUACAACAGAUUGGAGCCGAGGGAAGCCAAGGGGGCUGGAUGUCCAGUCUGUGGGGGAGGGGAACACCCAGUAGCACCCCACCCUCUACCCCACGUAAAACAGCAUUGGAAAACUCUUUUUCAGAGCAGUUUGUCAAGUUCUUGGAGCACGAGUCCACCCCAACACCCAAGGUGCGCCUGCCGUUGGAAGAGAUGACCCAGGAGAAGCCUCACAGUCCCCGUGGCCAGGCCUUCAACCCCUUCUCCGCCCCUGUACCCCAGUUCUCACCAUUCAUCCAGCAGCACCCAGAGAGCCCCCGGGGCUCAGGGAAACCCCCCAAGCUCGCCGGGCCCAUGCUAGCCCCUAAAUCUGUCAUUCCAGCUGUCCCGCGGAUAGCUCCAGUGGUCCUUCCUGAUGUGUCAGGCAGAAGCUCUCCUGGCAGUAAGGGAGCAUCAGCCGGGUUAAUAGACAUAUUGCAGUCAUAAUAAGGCCCAGCCCCAGUGCAUGUGGUCCUCAGCAACACGUGUGCCUCCCCUGUCCGGCAUGUAUGUUCUAGACACGCGUGUCAUACGCAAUUGCAUGCAUGUCAAACUUUUGCUGGACACGAAUAACAUCUAUGAUUGGACCAAACAGCAGUGGAUCCAUAGUGGGGCUUAAUGGAGUGAUCUGUAACCGUGAGGCUUCAGGGAAUUUAUAUAUGUUUAUCCAAAUAAAUGUCACAGUAUUUGCCAAAUUAAAGAUUAUCAUAAUUUAGUGGGAGUAGCUAGGUAGAGGAAAAUAUCUCCUUAGCCAAUUUACGUGCUAAGCAUGAGUCAGCUAAGCCCCAGUUUCAUGUAAUGUACAUUGCGUGAACGUGUGGCUGGUAACCAGUUUUGGCCAAGGGAAUUCAUUUCUCUGCUAAGCAAAAUAUCAGUGCUUAGUUGGAAUCCAAAACCGGUUUUCCUGGCCAAGAGGUUUUUUUUGUCAGUGACAACCUUGGUUUGUAUCCACAGUGCCUUAUAUCCAGAGUACGACACCAAAUAUUCUCUUGAAAUGUUAAAUUUGUUCCUCACCGUGUAGUUUCAGACACUGCAGUGGCGGAUCCAGGGGGGUGUGGAGGCUGGGGGGGGGGGGGGGCCUCCCCGGCAGUGACUGAAAUUGUUUUCAAAUAAAGCCACUUUUCACUUGAGAGAUCCCAUGGCACCAACUUCUCUGGAUCCGCCCUUGCACUCUGGUGCCAAGUUGAAAGAUUUUGAUUUAUCAUACAUUCCAGUAAUUAGGGUCAUCAUCUCCAUUGCGUUUGACUAUCAAGUCCCUGCAUAAAGGGUUUUUGGUGCUGUCAGUUGUGUGGGCUUUUUUUUUAAUUCAAAAUUUCCUCUUUGCGUGAAGAAUUGUUAAAGGUAUUAGAGGGUUUACGAAACCCGGUCUUCAGCUUUGGCUUUAUCUUCAGCCUGAGAUUCAUAAAAAUCCUGCCAUUUUCAAACCAAAUGAACACACAACCACCAUCAGUGUUGUAGUCGAGUUUGAGUACGAGUAAUUUACCAUGAAUGUGAGUUCGAGUACAUGUACCAAAAAAUGCACUCGAGUACGAGUAUGAGUGUAAGUACGAGUACUCACUACAACUAGGAGCAAAUGUCAAUGGGUUUACGUGUUACUAAGGGCUUUUAGCUGUCAAACUAGGCAUUAAACAAAUGCAGAAGCCUCCCAAGCAGUGGGAAAUUGGUUCUUUUCCUACAUGUAGUUAUUAAACAUUUUAAAAGUCUUGCAGGAGAACAUUUUGCAAGAAUGAAGGGGGGGGGGAGGAGGACCAGUGUAGAGUGAAGAACUGUGCACAGACACUUUCGUCAAACAUAAAUGAUUUGAUAAUCACCACAUGCCAGAGAAGUGUACAAUAUUUAACCAGUUCGUGCCGGAUGACGUAUAUGCAUGCAAAGGUUUUGCGGUAUUCGGUACGGAUGACAGAUAAACACGAGGGUGAUGGCUCC
Molecule: messenger RNA, 9412 nt
Organism: Patiria miniata (bat star)
Lineage: Eukaryota; Metazoa; Echinodermata; Asteroidea; Valvatida; Asterinidae
Product: thyroid receptor-interacting protein 11-like
Exons: 22
Coding region: 215-7933 (2572 amino acids)
Biological process (GO): Golgi organization; endoplasmic reticulum to Golgi vesicle-mediated transport
Cellular component (GO): Golgi apparatus
Molecular function (GO): small GTPase binding
Source: RefSeq, a predicted model, not a curated record